AUGACCGCGCAAAGUGAUGACGGGCUCGGUGUCUUAGGCAGAGACUGCGCUGAGCGAUAUGUGGGCCCAAAGCAGUGGCAGAUAAAGCCUCGCGGGGAAGGCUUCGCCGACUGCAGAAUUUUUAUGGCGGAGCUGGACGUGGGCCCUGCUCCCUGCACGCCGCCCCGUCGUAGGUCUUGGCAUCGUGCGUGCUCGUCAGAGAAGCUCGUCGACACCAGGAAAGCUCCGAGAGCACGCCGUGCGCUCACUCUUCGAGAAGGGACCCGAAACCCACCGACUCAUUCGCGAUGCCUCAAGUGUAGACCUGUCACAGACCUCUUUUCCGCUGACCUGUCCUGCGCUUGGCAGCACUUGGCAGCCAUGGGUGGUGACUCGGUCGCCGAUGAUGGUAGACCCAAAUCUUACCAUGCUCUUCAGCUCUACAACCUGCCAGAGGAGAUGUACAGCCUGUCCAUGGAGGAGCGACAAGAAGCUGUGAAGAAGCUCGUAAAGAGCACGGGGCCAGAAGGUUUCCCGCCGAAGUGUCUGACAACCCCUUCCGCCAUUUCGUGGACGGAGGAGCUUGCCGUGAUGGCUGCAAUGCUGGUGUGUAUGGGUGGCCCGCUUUUCCUGGUCACUACGGGAUUGGCUGCGGUCUUCCUUGGAACUUGGAGAGAGAAGGCCGCUUUCUUGCUUCUGGUUACGACCCUUGCAGUCCAUCCUCUUCCGGCACCUGGUUCGAAGCUAUCGCACGAGCUGAUGAAGUCAAAGCUGACGCAGUGGAUGAACAAGUACUUCUCUUACCGCCUCCUGUGGUGUGAUGAUGACGUUCAGACUGCGCGGAAGAGCAUGCCGUGGAUCGGUGUCGGGCCACCUCAUGGCGUGCUACCAUUCGCUAACAUGCUCGGCAUUCCCGCGAUCAACGAGACUCUCGGUUGCCCCUUUGUCGGUGCGGCUGCCAACGUUGUGUUCAAAACACCCGGGCUCCGCUACCUGAUGUCCUAUGGCUGUGUGACGGCUGACCGGAAGGAUAUGGUGAAAGCACUUGGCCGCGGCCAAUGUGUUGGCAUCCUCCCGGACGGUGUCGCCGGCAUCUUCCGGACCAACAAACACCGAGAGCUGGUGGCAAUGAAGGAUCGAAAGGGCCUGGCAAGGCUGGCCUUGAGGACAGGAACGCCCUUGAUCCCCGUCUACUCCUUCGGCAACACAGCUGCCUUCUCGUGUUGGUAUGAUCGCUGGGGAGUACUCGAAUCCAUCUCACGGAAAGUGCAAGCAUCCUUCUUCCUCUAUUGGGGUCGCUGUUUCCUGCCUAUCCCAUACCGGGUCCAGAUCACCAUGGCCAUAGGCAAACUAAUUGAGGUCCCGCAGGUGGAGAAUCCCACCACUGAGCAGAUUGAUGAACUCCAUCAGCGAAUCAUGGAGGGAAUCCGGACUACCUUUGAUCGGCACAAGCACUGCAUAGGCUUGUGGCAGCGCCACCACGGGGAUGCAAAGUACUGGGUCCAGAUUCGGAGCGCGCAGCGACUUCUGAUGCGGAGCAUUGGGACGGAACUCGUCUUGAAUGAAGCUUCGUUACGAGGACCAGAAGUGGUGCUGGAGCCUUUGCUGCGCGAGGCCAUUGAUGCACAGGAGGCUGAUCGAAUGAGUGCCAUUACCAUGCUUGGCAUCCUGAACGAACUGGUGACCAGACUCGAUGGAGAAGCCCUGGACCAGCACCACUUUCGAGGCCAGCCCGUGGCCGAGUUUGAGACCAUGCCACUGCGUGCAGGAACUGUUACUGAACACCAGACGGAGAGCGGAACUUGGUACUGUUUGUACACGCCGCCAGCACCAUCAGCAUGCGUCCUGUACCAUCUGCACGGUCUGGGAGAAAUUUUCGCUUUUGUUUGGAAAGAGGUUUACUGGACAGCUGCUGCCCUGGAGCAAGCUCGCAGACCGGUCCAUAUCGUCGCUCCAUAUGACGAGACCAAGUUCGGAAUGUGGUCAGAUGGCAAGACUGUUCAGAUGUUCACUCGUGUGUUGAAGGAUGUCAUGCCACAGGUCGAGAGACAUCUCGUGGUUGAGACGCGAUGUAUUCAAGGCUUCAGCAUGGGGGGUUUUGGAGCCAUGCUUCUUGGAUUGCGGCACCCGGAGCUUUUCUCGCGCAUUCUGGUUUGGGACGGGGCGCUUCACAGCUGGGAAACGCUCACUCACAACCGAGCCUUCAUUGCCAAGGGUCAGUUCGGUGACUCAGAAUCCAUCUUUGAAGAGAACUCACCAUGGAAGGCUGCAGAAGCCUGCCCCGACAAGGCAGUGCCUGUCCUCAUCGUCGUGGGAAGGAUGCAAGCCACACUUGCGUAUGGACGAAGCUUCUACAAGCAUUUGCAGGAGUCCGGAAUGCAGCGUGUAACGUUUCUUGAGACAGAUCUGCCACACUGCUUGCAGCCUUUUGUAGAGCAUCAUGGCCAUCGAGCCAUCGCCUUCUUGUUUUCAGAAUUAGACGAAGUGACAAAGUGA
Symbiodinium sp. CCMP2592 is the source of this 2475-nucleotide messenger RNA. The record is from the annotation of a GenBank genome assembly. NCBI's taxonomy places the organism in Eukaryota, Dinophyceae, Suessiales, Symbiodiniaceae.